Molecule: messenger RNA, 1602 nt
Organism: Vidua macroura (Pin-tailed whydah)
Lineage: Eukaryota; Metazoa; Chordata; Aves; Passeriformes; Viduidae
Gene: VWC2
Product: von Willebrand factor C domain containing 2
Exons: 4
Coding region: 290-1285 (331 amino acids)
Biological process (GO): negative regulation of BMP signaling pathway
Cellular component (GO): AMPA glutamate receptor complex
Molecular function (GO): protein binding
Source: RefSeq, a predicted model, not a curated record
GUGAGAGCAGCGGGGCCCGUGGCGGAGCCCGUCCCCGGGGCGGCGGGGCCGCACCGCUGCGGCCGCCGCGCCGCGCUGCGGGCUCGGCACAUCUGCGGAGGCGAGCGGGCAGCAACAAGCCGCCGCCGGCCGCCCGCCCGCGGCCCCGCCAUGGGAGCCGGACGCGGGGCGACGCUCGCCGCGCCGAGCCGCCGCCGGGGCUGAGCGCGGCGCCAGCGCAGGGACUGUGGCUUUAUGAAGCGCUUCCCUCCGAUGUGAAUGCAGUGUCCCCUGUGGGAUGCAGUAGGUGAUGCCCAGCUGUACUGCAAUGGCAAUUGGAGCUUUCUCUAGUUCUCUUCUCGUAACCUGCUGCCUCAUGGUUGCCCUCUGUAGCUCCACCGUUCCCGUACAAAAACUGUCCAAGGCUCAAGACAAACAGGAGAUAAAGGCGAGCCAGGAAAAGAGGGAUCACACGUCUGCAAGGGACAGUCAGACAGAUCCAGGGAAAAUGAAUGAAAUCGGCAGGAGCGGGAGGGAGGAGGGUAGCAGAGACUGGAAGAGCAAAGGAAGCAGGAACUACUCGAACAAGGAGUCUUGGACUAAGCAAAAGCAGGCUUGGAGCAGCCAGGGGACAAGCAGUAAAUCUGUGAGCAUCCAAGUGCAAGAGCAAAGGGAUGCUGCUCCUGAGGAACCUCAGGUGGCAGAAGAUUCAUCUCUCCCAGCAUCGGUUGCGAGCGUCACUCCCGAGCCUCCGGAGGAGUACGCCUAUCCGGACUACCGUGGGAAAGGCUGCGUGGACGAGAGCGGCUUCGUCUAUGCCAUCGGGGAGAAGUUUGCGCCGGGCCCCUCUGCCUGCCCCUGCCUCUGCACCGAGGAGGGCCCGCUAUGUAUCCAGCCCGAGUGCCCCAGGCUCCACCCUCGCUGCAUCCAUGUGGACACCACGCAGUGCUGCCCGCAGUGCAAGGAGAGGAAGAACUACUGCGAGUUCCGGGGGAAAACCUACCAGACCCUAGAGGAGUUCAUGGUUUCUCCGUGUGAGAGGUGUCGCUGUGAAGCCAAUGGCGAAGUGCUGUGCACGGUCUCAGCCUGUCCGCAGACCGAGUGUGUGGAUCCUGUGUAUGAGCCUGACCAGUGCUGUCCCAUCUGCAAAAAUGGCCCAAACUGCUUUGCAGAAACCCUUGUCAUUCCAGCAGGCCGGGAGGUGAAAACUGAUGAAUGCACUAUAUGUCACUGUACUUACGAAGAAGGCACUUGGAGGAUUGAACGGCAAGCGAUGUGCACUAGACACGAAUGCAAGCAAAUAUAGGAGAUCUACCAACCUACAGACUUUUCGUGGUUUUUAUAAAAUAUCCCACAGCAGUGAACACCCGAGAUGACCCAGGGAAAUCCAAAUGAGAGGAUUCUGGUGAGGAGCAAGGAAUAAAAUACUGAUAUUUUGUUUUUUGAAGUAACAUAAUACUGCAAGGCAAAGAAGUGCAUAUAUUUAAAACAUUUGGACAUAAGAAUACCUGUCUUAAAUGUGUUAUUUUCACAGUGAGUACACUUAAAUACACUAUAAAAUAUUCUAUGUAUUUCUAUAAUACCAUUAUAGAGCUUAAAAAUAAAUGUUUUAUAUAGACAAUA